Molecule: messenger RNA, 1590 nt
Organism: Penicillium longicatenatum
Lineage: Eukaryota; Fungi; Ascomycota; Eurotiomycetes; Eurotiales; Aspergillaceae
Product: alpha-amylase
Exons: 7
Biological process (GO): carbohydrate metabolic process
Molecular function (GO): calcium ion binding; hydrolase activity, hydrolyzing O-glycosyl compounds
Source: RefSeq, a predicted model, not a curated record
UGCAUUGACUUGCCGAAGUUGAGGGCUGACGAAAUACCUCUAGAGAUUAAUGAAUCGGAAAAGACGCCCACGUGGAUUGCUCCUUCCAAUUCUCUGAUGAUGCAAGGCUUUGAAUGGCAUGUCCCGGCUGAUCAACUCCAUUGGAAACGUCUUCAAAAGGCAAUGCCCGGCCUCCGUGAUAUUGGGGUAGACAAUCUGUGGAUACCUCCAGGCUGCAAGGGAAUGGACGCAUCAGGGAUUGGCUACGAUCUAUACGACCUGUGGGACUUGGGAGAAUUCCAUCAAAAAGGAUCGCGAGCAACGCGUUGGGGCCCCAAAGAGGAUCUAUCAGAAAUGAUGCAGACGGCACAAGAUGUCGGGGUUAGAAUUUGUUGGGACACAAUCCUGAACCAUAAAGCUGGAGCAGACAUGACCGAAACCUUUCAAGCGACGAAAGUAGACCCGGAAGAUCGGAAUUAUGCGAUUUCACCACCCGAGAAUAUAUCGGGUUGGGUCCGAUUCGACUUUGCCGGUCGCAAAGGGAAGUAUAGCUCUAUGAAAUAUCGUUAUCAGCAUUUUAAUGGUGUCGAUUGGGACGAAACACGGAAGGAAAAUGCAAUCUAUAAGAUUGCAGGGACUGGGAAGGACUGGGCCAAGGAUGUGAGUGAUGAGCACGGUAACUACGACUAUCUGAUGUUUGCCAAUCUGGAUCACACCAACCCGGAAGUCCGAGCCGAUAUCUUUCAAUGGUCGGAAUGGAUUGGAACUGAGCUACCAAUCAGCGGAAUGCGAAUCGAUGCUGCUAAACAUUACUCUGUCGCAUUUCAGAGAGACUUUGUCAAUCAUCUAAGAUGCACGGUUGGUACUAACUACUUCCUUGUUGGGGAAUACUGGAGGGGGGAAGUAAACCUGCUUCUGAGAUACCUCAAAGUUAUGAACUAUGAAAUCUCCUUAUUUGAUGUACCUCUGCUGGGCCGUUUUGCAGUCACUUCGCAGACCGAGGGAGCCGAUCUGCGGAAAAUGUUCAAAGGUACAUUAGUGGAGCAAAGCCCAAAGCAUGCAGUAACAUUCGUGGGAAACCAUGACACGCAACCUGGCCAAUCUUUAGAGACAAUCAUCAUACCAUUUUUUAAGCCAAUUGCCUACGGGUUGAUUCUGCUUCGCAGUCAAGGCCAGCCAUGCGUGUUCUAUGGGGACUUGUACGGCCUUCGAGGUGGUCCGGCAUCUCUUGCUCAACCCGCUUGCUCGGGCAAGCUCCCGAUCCUGAUGCAAGCUCGCAAGCUUUACGCCUACGGAGAACAACGGGACUACUUCGACAAGCGACAUUGCAUAGGCUUUGUGCGCUACGGCACUGUCCACCACCCAUGGGGCCUCGCUUGCAUCGUUAGCAACACUGUCGCUACCUAUAAGCGCAUGUAUGUCGGCGCCAAGCACAUGGGAGAAGAAUGGACGGAUAUAUUAGACUGGUGCAUCGAGACGGUCAUCAUCGACCAUCGUGGAUAUGGGAUCUUUCCAGUUGCCGCAAAGAGUAUCAGUGUUUGGGUUAAUAAUAAAGCCAAGGGACGAAAGAGCCUCGCUCGGCCUUUCGAUACUAAUAUUUAUGAUCUUUGA